CAGUAGACUCUGAUCUCCCCGGAACAGCCGAAGAUCUCAGUGUUUACCUGAAUCAUCUGCUCGGUUCUGAUCCAGAAGCUCCUCAGUCUGCAGCUGAAAUGGCCACAACUAUCAGCACACAGCGCGGCCAGGUGUAUAUUGGGGAAUUGCCCCAGGACUUUCUGAGGAUCACCCCGACCCAGCAACAGCAGCAGGUGCAGAUGGACGCUCAGGCAGCCCAGCAGCUCCAAUAUGGCGGCUCCAUUGGAACAGUGGGCCGACUCAGUAUCACUGUGGUUCAGGCAAAGCUUGCUAAAAACUACGGCAUGACGCGCAUGGACCCCUACUGCAGGAUUCGGCUGGGAUACGCUGUUUACGAAACCCCCACAGCUCACAACGGAGCAAAAAACCCUCGCUGGAACAAAGUUAUCCAGUGCACUGUCCCGCCAGGAGUGGACUCCUUUUACCUGGAGAUUUUUGAUGAGAGGGCGUUUUCCAUGGAUGACCGCAUCGCCUGGACACACGUGACCAUCCCAGAGAGCUUGCGAGAGGGCAGCGUGGUGGACGAGUGGUUCAGCCUGAGUGGGAGACAGGGGGAUGAUAAAGAGGGCAUGAUUAACCUGGUCAUGUCCUUCGCUUCAAUGCCAGCGGGGAUGAUGAUGGCAUCACAGCCAGUGGUUCUCAUGCCCACCGUAUACCAGCAGGGGGUUGGCUACGUGCCCAUUGCAGGAGUCCCGGGUGUGUAUAACCAGGGUGUGGUACCGAUGGGGAUGCCGGCAGUGCCUGCAGCCGCACCUCGCGGCGCCCCCUGCAGCGAGGAGGACCUGAAGGCUCUUCAGGACAUGUUCCCCAACCUGGAUAAAGAAGUGAUCCGCACGGUGUUGGAGGCCCAGCAGGGCAACAAGGACGCUGCUAUUAACUCCCUGCUGCAGAUGGCGGAGGAGCUGUAACUCCGCCCUGCGCUCCACCGUCGUCCUGUAAAUACACUCACUCAGGCCCGACAGCCCUCCGGGUUAUUCCAUACGACACCUGUGCUUUUUUAUUGUCUGCGAAAAUCAAAAGAAAUGUUGAGAAAUGCCUCCCUGUCCCCUGCAGGAACAGGCUCAGGCUAGGUGUGUGUUCUCCUGCGUGAUUGGAUGCUCUUUAUGGGAGAAAAAAAAAUUAUAUAUAUAUAUAUACGGCACACGCAUUUUGUUGCCACUUGUGAGCGAGUGUGUAUUCAGGCCGAGUCGGAGUGCAGCUGUAGCCACGAUUCCACCGAGAUUCCACCGAGAUUCCCCUCCACCCCGUCCAGUCUGAUCUGUAUAUGCGUAUUCCUGUGAGUCUCUGUGUGUGGUUGAUCUAUAUGCUCUUAUCUGUAUAAAUAUAGCUCUAUAUAUAUUUAAUGGAUUGUAAAUUAUUUUGAGAACAAUUAAAGAGAUAUUAAAGUAUGUCAGAUCUUACCGAGGGUCUAAUAUCGUGGGUUACGCCAGAUUUGCAAAUGUAAACCGACGCAGCCAAUGAUUUACUGGUUAAUGUUGAAUUUCUAUCAGCCGUUAUGAUUUUUGUAUGGCUCGUUCUCCGCUGUGUCGCUCGACCCACUGAAGUCUUAAUGAUUAUCUGUAAUUAAGUGUGACACGUGUAAGAAAUACACUGAUUUCACAUUUGUAAACAAGCCGCAGUGUCCGCCCCAGUCAUGUCUGACCUCAGUUUAGUACACUUCUAUUGAGAGGAGUCAUAGUGCCUUGCUUGAAAUCCUACAAACCUUUCGCCCACGAGUUUCAGUAGUUCAGUGUUGCUGAAGUACAGUUUGUACAAUAUGAACAAAUACCAGAUUGUAAUUAAAUUGCUGCAUAUUGUCACUGUCCAAUAGCAUUUAUUUAUUUAUUUUGUUUUGUUUCACAUCAUUUAAACACAGAAGCAGUCCUUCAUGAAUGUUUUACAAUGAAUGGACCAAUAGACAUGCUUCAGAAACAGCUGAAAUCAGAUCUUUUUGCACUGACUGCCAGUAACAAAUAAGUACGUUUUUGUUCUAUGGUACCGUUUUACAGAUGCAUGUAAUGUUUUGGACAGUGACAAAAACAAGCUGUUGUGCUGCUCUCCUGGGUAGUGAUUGAUUCAGAAGGUUUACAGAGCAGCUAUAAGAAUGGAAGGCUGGGAAGCCUCUGUUAUUUCAUUGCUACCUUGAGUUUAGUCUUAAGAGAAUUUUGCUAACUGAUAAUUCCAGCUUAUAAACCUUAAUAAAACAGCACUUUCACUCUUCAGUCCUCCAUUCCCAGUUUUCUGACCAACAGGUUCUCUGAUGAGUGAACACUGUCCACCCGACUGUCCCAGACGUUCACCAACCGCAGGUCCUCUUCAUUUGUGUUUGCAAAUGUGAAAUUGGUCUGUCGCAGAAUGCCAAAGGUUUUACUUAUAUAACUGGUCUGUCUUGCAAAUUCUUUGCUUUUAAUAUAAAUGAAAUGAAUAUAAAUGGAGAGGUCUGCACUGUUCCUAAGUGAUUAUGUUUAUUGAUGCUUUUGAUCUCCUGGAUGUUGCCAUAUAUCCCUUGGAUGCAUGUAAAAACCUUCAGAGUGUGAUUCGCUCUUCGGUUUUCCUCAGAGCAGGUUCUUAUUCUUUUUCUUUCCCAAAGUGACGGUGGCUUUUUAGGCCAUGUUGGAGGUCUGCAAGGAUGAGUGCAAAGAUGAUCUUUUCAUAUUUCUUAUUUCUCUUACACACGUGUUUAGUACUGAGAAAGUCUAUCUGAGAAAAUAAUCUGUAAAGCUGUGUAUCUGGGCAGUAACAGUAUAUUUGUUAUAAAAAUGCACACAAUAAAACACAAGUAAAAAUCCAUUGUGA
Astyanax mexicanus (Mexican tetra) is the source of this 2796-nucleotide messenger RNA. RefSeq names its product toll interacting protein (gene tollip). Gene Ontology annotation, biological process: ubiquitin-dependent protein catabolic process. The record is from RefSeq and is a predicted model, not a curated record. NCBI's taxonomy places the organism in Eukaryota, Metazoa, Chordata, Actinopteri, Characiformes, Acestrorhamphidae. Gene Ontology annotation, cellular component: cytoplasm. The coding region runs from base 99 to 929 and encodes 276 amino acids. The transcript is spliced from 6 exons. Gene Ontology annotation, molecular function: ubiquitin binding; ubiquitin conjugating enzyme binding.